This is a messenger RNA of Cavia porcellus (domestic guinea pig), 2949 nucleotides long. RefSeq names its product coiled-coil domain containing 201 (gene Sysrn). The transcript is spliced from 3 exons. NCBI's taxonomy places the organism in Eukaryota, Metazoa, Chordata, Mammalia, Rodentia, Caviidae. The record is from RefSeq and is a predicted model, not a curated record. The coding region runs from base 815 to 1477 and encodes 220 amino acids.
GGGGGAGGGGAAAGGGAGGGGGAGGGGAUGUAUAGUGUACCGAUACCAACUCCCUGGCAUGAAUGCGAUUAUCGGGUACUGCGAACAUGUACUAAGAAAGCAUUUCAACGCAUUUUUAAAAAUCAGAUUCCUUCCUCACUCCCUAAAAAGAGUAAAGUUGCCCAAAUGUUCCAUCCAGAGCUGUUCCUUCCCGUCAGGCCCUGGCUUCCCGGUUGCUCUCCUAUCCCACAGGUGUGGUGGGCGAUGCCAAUUAGUGUAGAUCCGCACGGACUAAGUUACCAGUUCUCUGGGGUACUUUUUACUGCCACUCAUUAACAGAAUGCGCCAAAGAGGACCAGCCCCAGAGCACCCCUGGAGUCCUGCAGCCCCAGGCUGGUCCAGCGCCUGGGGUCCUCCGGGGGUUCCGAGCUGCUCACGUUUGAGAACCACCCCAAGGCUCGCAGCGUCCUUAGCAGCUGGUCCGGUGGCCAGUGGCUUGGUCUCGGAUGAGUGGGUCAGGGUGAUGGUCCCUCCCUUCGUGGUGUUGGUUUCCAGGGGCUUCCCCCUUGCCGGGCGUCUCCUCCCGAAGGCACCGGACGUGCCCAGGUGCACUAAGGCGUGCCCAGGUGCACUAAGGCGGAACCGGCCAGGUGCAGCUGCUCAGGGCCCCGAGAUGCGCCAGGCUCUGCGUGCAGCCGCGUGGGCGUGAGCAGGGUCGCGGCUCCGGCGUCUCCUGAGGCUCCCGGGCCACGUGCGGCAACUGCCGGGCAGCGAUGGAGCUGGGCGAACAGGUGGGCUGCACCAGGCGGGCACUGAGGCGCUGCGGGUGGCCAGGAUGGACAUCCAGGGAAUGCGCAGCUGCCGCUGCCCUGGCUGCUCUGGGUACUGGAUCCCUGAGUUGAGCUCCUCGGAGGAUGAAAGCCCCCCUCGAAUGCCAAGGAGGCCACCCUGGAAGAUGCCCACCAAGCACAGCACCCCUGAGGGGCAGGAGCCAGCCCUGCACUGGAGCCCAAGGCCUAGGGGCCAGGCCUCCUACCUUCGAGAGUCCCCAGUGCCUGCGCACUCCACCCAGGACCUUGGGUCCCACCUAGCAGGGCUCAGCCCUGGGGCCACCUUCAAGAGGAGGAGGCUUUCCACCAUCUAUGCCUUGGAGGAGAGGCCCAGCAUGCAGGCAGGGUCCUGCUCGGACCCCUCAGCUCUUAGGGAUGACUCACCAGUGCCAGCCUCAUUGGCCAGGUCGCAGCAGAAGGCAAAGAACCUGCAAGCAAAGAGCUGGCCACGCAGCACAGGUCUCCCCGGGAUCCCAGACACAACCAGGAGGAAGAGACGAGAUCCGAAGGGGCAGGCAGCCGUGAUGCUGCGGGUGAGAGAGUGGGAGGCCCGCCUGCUGCGGGACAUUGAGGCAGCCGUGCAGCAUGAGCUCACCAUCCAGGCCGAGGGCGAGCCUAGCAUGGGCAUGAUCCAGGUCAGUGUCCAGGAGCCCGCCACCUCGGACUGACCGAGCCGUCCACACCUGCUGCCCUGCUGCACCCACUGCCGUGAGGUCCAUACAGGAUGCAGCGUGAGGGGAUUUUGUGUCUGAGGUGCUGAGGGGCAGGAACUGGAGGCAGGCUGUGUGACUUGAAAGAUCCUGGGUCUGACUGAGCCUCUGUUCUCCGACAUCUGGACUGGUCACGGGGACAUCUCUGUGCUUGUCUGACCCUCAUCAUUCUUAUCUGGAGAAUGACAGAAGCCCGUCCCAAGGCAAUGAAAGAGCAUAGGACCAAGGCCGCACAAGGGUGGCUGUGAGUCCUGCUCCCUCUGCCUGGGGAGAGACCUGGUUAAAGACACCUCCCAGGACGCCUGCAUAGACCAGCAAGACAGAGGGUGGGGGGAAGGUGGGCAGGAGGAAAGGAAAUUGGCUGCAGGCAUUCAAAAUGGGGCCCAGCCAGGCUGGUUCUAGUAGGUUCUCUGGGUUCCCUGGGACCCCGACUCUCAACUGAGGGUGGUGGAAUCUGCAGGGACACUUCUGUGGCUCCCUGGGUGGCACUAGAGGAGUGUGACCUCCUGCAGUUGCCCGGGGUGCUUGUGUCCUGCUUAGCGUCAGGGUCCUCCCGAGCGCUGGAUCUGUCACUCCCAGACCAUAUGACAAGGAAGAGGGGAGUCUAGGCCAGAGGAGCCUCAAGUCCCACACAGUGCCAGCUUCAGGGCCACCUUUGCAAGGAAAUGUCAUGGUCACUUAAAUAUAGAGCUAUAUGGUAUUCUCAGAAAUCACCACAUCUCACACUCUGUCUUAAAAGGAUUGGGGUUUUUUUUCUUGCUAAAAACAAGUAUGCUUACAUUUCCCGCCUUCCAGUCUGCACUGCCUCCUAACUGACCCCUCUGUGCAUCUGGGCUGGGUGGGCUGGGUCUCCUCAGGCAUAGGGACAGAAGAUUAUUACUAUUAUGGGGUCAGAUAGGGCCACCCUAAAAGGGAGACCUCAGACUGGGCCAAAAACCAGGAUGCGACAGGUGCUAAGGACAUGCGAGGUCCAGGGUGCCGUGUUUAAAGAAAUGGGGAAAAGUCUCAGUCACAGCCUAGGUAGGAAGUAAUUCAGAUCCGGGACGGGUUGAACGAUUCCAGCAGAGAGGAAGAUAAGACUCUUCACAAAGGAGGAGGGCCAGCCUGGCAGCAGAGUUCAAAUUCACCCAACACACUUCAUAAGGAACAAGAAUUCAUUGUUUGAGUCCUAUGUUUAAAUAUUGGCGAGUUUUCUAGACUAGUUCAACCUACUCAAACUGUUUGCUUUUUUUCUUUUUUCUUUUUUUCCUAAUUAUCAGGUUGUAAAAUUCUCAGAUUUAUAAAAAUGCUACAACUUGAUUGUUUCAAAUAAGAAAAUGUAAAAAUAGAAAGCAGAAAAAAUCACCUGGAACUACAUAACAGCAUGAUAGAUCUCGAGGGGCCAAUUCCUUCUGACCUUUAUUACUUAAAAUAAAUUGUUUUCACGAGAA